Molecule: messenger RNA, 1231 nt
Organism: Exophiala oligosperma
Lineage: Eukaryota; Fungi; Ascomycota; Eurotiomycetes; Chaetothyriales; Herpotrichiellaceae
Exons: 6
Coding region: 1-1224 (407 amino acids)
Source: RefSeq, a predicted model, not a curated record
AUGCGACAGGCGGACGCCGAAGGUCUGGCGGACGGGCCAGCGCUGGAAAGUCAUACUACACAUGAUCUCGACGAGCCAUCAGAGGAUACUUUCGACCCUGUGAUGCUGGAUUUUGGACUCGGUCCCAUUACGUCCGAGUCCAUGCUGAAUCCUUGCUUCGACAACGGGACAUUCUCCACGGCGGACGCUUUCGAUGCCUCGAUGUCUGGUGGCAUUAGCAUUUUUUCAAGCCAGGAUCAAUGGCUCGUAACAACGGAGCAGCACGAUGCCCUCGAACGCGCAGGCACUCCAGUCGACGAAGAGAUAAUUAGAUCUUACGAGAGAAUGGCUCCCAUUUGUGAUGGAAUCCAACCAUGGCAUCUCUACGAUCCUAGUACACUACUACAUUACAUCGUAAGCCGUGUAAAGAACUUUAUCUCUGACAUGGCCACGACGAAUGCCUCCCCUUUCCUCCAUUGUUACCUCUACAGGGAUCAUACCCCGGCUUGCAUACUAUCAUGCUUCUCUACGAGUGUGCUCUACACGAACCGUACUCCGGCGACCACUGCCAUGGUGAUGCGUGCGAUCGACCGGGCUGUGAAGGACCUUCUCUCCACGGAGACCGGCGGCGGCGGCGGCGCAACGAUGCCCGUGGAGAAACUCGCCAGGACGCAAGCCCUGUUUCUGUUCCAGAUAAUCCGCCUACUCGAUGGGGACGUCACCCUGAGAGCUCAAGGAGAGCGUGACAUUCGACUUUUGGAGGUGUGGUUGAAUGAUUUGUGCAAAGUUCGUGAGAACUUGCGCGAUCUCGGCGCCGGCAGUGGCACUAGCGAGAGGAAUAGUGUUGGGAGAAGAAAUCAACAUCCUCCGCAAUGGGAGACAUGGAUCUUUGCAGAAUCCGUUCGAAGAACUAUAAUAAUGGCUCAUUCAUUUCUACAACUCUACGAGAUGAUGAAAGGGCUAGGGUCCGGAUCAUCCAACUCCUCUGAAGCUGAAGAUGACGAUCGUGGAGUCUGGGAUUAUACCCACCGAUGGACUUUGUCUCGACAUUUGUGGGAAGCCAAGUCUUCAUUCGAAUUCGAGCGCGCGUGGAAGGAAAAACCACAUUUCAUCAUCACGAAUUACGCGUUCAACCACUUCCUCCAAAAUGGUAGAGGUGACGACGUGGACGAACUUGCAGAGAUUUUAUUGAGCGUGUACAUGGGAGUUGAGGAAACAAAAGAGUUUAUUACCGCAAAGAGUUGAAGGAUAG